This is a messenger RNA of Tripterygium wilfordii, 1448 nucleotides long. RefSeq lists its product as uncharacterized. Lineage: Eukaryota; Viridiplantae; Streptophyta; Magnoliopsida; Celastrales; Celastraceae. Bases 60 to 1268 code for a protein of 402 amino acids. The transcript is spliced from 7 exons. The record is from RefSeq and is a predicted model, not a curated record.
ACAAAACCCAAAAACCUACUUCAGCGAGCGAAGUGUGGUGCACCACCAUAGACGCCAACAUGAAGAGCAUUCGAUUGCUUACUCCCGUCCGUACAAUCCUCUACCAUUCCAACCCCCGAAACCCUUCUUAUCUCGUUCUCCUCUUCAAGCCAUCUCCACGAUUGCGCCCCUUCUCCUCUUUCUCUACUUCCGUAACUUCUGCUCGGAGCUCUCCCAUUCAUAGUCUUAAUGAGAUCCAGCAAAAAUUGAAACCGAAUGUCGGUUUGUUCGUUGCGAGGUGCGUCUCCCCAUUGUCUUCGUUGGCAGCGGAGCAACAGCUGCCGCACGCGUUGGAUUGGACGGAGCCGGUCUCGUGCUCUGAGGUCGUUUAUGACGGUGAUGAUGGUAGUGUGGAGGAAGACACCAGGCAAUCGAUUCCUGUCCGGGCUUACUUUUUCUCCACCAGUGUGGAUUUGAAAAGCCUAGUGGAGCAGAACAAACCCAACUUUAUUCCACCCACAUCACGAAUGACAAAUUAUGUCAUUCUAAAGUUUGGCGAUCUUUCACCAUCCAUGGGUUCAGGUCCAUGCUUAAGUGGAAGUGAUUGCUCCUACAUUGUUGUUUUUCAGUAUGGCUCCAUUGUCUUGUUUAAUGUCAAGGAGCAUCAGGUUGACGGGUUCUUAAAAAUUGUCCAAAAACAUUCAUCUGGAUUACUCCCUGAGAUGAGAAAGGAUGAAUAUGAGGUGAGAGAGAAGCCUACUUCACGAACGUGGAUGCAAGGCGGGUUGGACUAUAUUAUGUUGCAAUUCUUGAAUAUUGAUGGCAUUCGAACCAUUGGUAGUGUUCUUGGUCAAAGUAUUGCUCUUGACUACUAUGUGCGGCAGGUUGAUGGAAUGGUUGCAGAAUUCACUGAUAUAAAUCGCGGCAUGGAAAAAACGGGAACAUUUACGAUGGAUAAGAAAAAACUUUUUCAGAUUGUGGGAAAGGCAAAUUCUAACCUUGCUGAUGUGAUUCUUAAGCUUGGACUUUUUGAGAGAUCUGACAUUGCCUGGAAGAAUGCAAAAUAUGCUCAGAUAUGGGAAUAUCUCAGAGACGAAUUCGAACUACAACAGCGAUUUGCAAGUCUCGAUUUUAAGUUGAAGUUUGUGGAGCACAACAUCCGAUUCCUCCAGGAAAUUCUUCAGAAUAGGAAGUCAGAUUUUUUGGAAUGGCUAAUCAUUGUAUUGAUCAGUGUUGAGAUCAUUAUCUCUCUGUACGAGCUUAUCAACAGGUCGGGGAGUCUUAUUUAGCACCAUCUUCCUGUGGGACAUUCAGUUGCUACGCAGUGGUUCCUCAUAUAGAUUUAUAUUAUCCUUGUAAAGAAGAAAGAUAAUAGGUUGCUGAAGCUGCUUAUGUAAAUGUUGGAAUCGUUAAUUCUACUGUGGAUACGAUACAGUUCCCAAUUAUUUUAACGAACAUUUUAAACCAAA